AUGUCAGCCAACGCCGGCGAGAAGAGGCAUUUCGUGGAUGACGACGAGUGGUGCCGUCUAAUGGCAGAAAGGCUGUCAAACUUCAACCAUGAAGCUGCACAGAACCUCGCCAGGACCUUUGAAAUCGUCUCGCCGGAUGUUUCCGCGGGCUCUUCUCCCUCGGGUGCUAUGUACGUCGAACCGCAGCAUGUCAACGCCGGCGUGGUGAUGAAUGCACCGGCUGUUCGCAAGAAGCGCUCCAAGUACAUCUCCAACUCCUGCUCAGAGUGCAAGCUGAAGAAGAGGAAGUGUAGCGAUGUUAGGCCGUGCGCGAUGUGCGUGGUUGCAGGAACGAGCGACAAGUGCUUGUCGGAAUCAAGAAAUGUCUCGCUAUCAACAACAAUCCACAGCCUGAGAGAAGCAUUUUUCCAGGACCUCCAGGAACAGGACGCGUCGCUUCGCUCCUUGAAAGACGCAUCGGUGCAGAGCGGAGUAAACAUCACGAUUGUACGUCCUCUAUGGGAGUUGGGGUUCGAUGUGUCGGUGCUUUACAAGGCCUUCAGGAUUCUUCCACUUGACCUCAAAGUGGCCAUGGACGACGCCGUCGAUUUGGUGCGCAAGGUGAUGGUGUCAAACUUGAAAAGCAACCCUGGCUUUAAGCAGAUUCUCACUCAGCAGCAAGAGCUGGGGAGAUUGAGCAACUUCUGGCAACAGAACGAUGCUGCGCGGUGGCAGUUUGAUGAGACAGAGGAUUGCUUCGACCAGAUUGCCAGCGACAGAAGAUGGGGACAUGGUAGAUGGUUGUCAGUCGAGUUCGACUCCAACUUACACUGCAGGAGGAUGAGGAUAGGCGAUGACGUGGCGGACUUGCUGGGCUAUCACCACUCAGAGAUCCUUUCUCGCUUCUUCUGCCAUGACAUUGUGCACUCCAUGAGCGAGUACGAGGUCCUGGUUGCCUGGACGUCAGUCUUGUUCGCUUCGUUCAGCAAGGAGGCAGUGUGGUACAUGAGAGUAGCCACGAGCGAUAGAUAUGGCGAGAAGCGCACCUUGUAUCUCAAGUGCAAUCUACACAAGAGCUUUGAUCAGCAAGGCAGACAGUUCGGGUACACCAUCGUCUUCGACCUGGCUUCCUUGGAGGACUUCCGGCAGUACAAGAACAGAUUUCUCCCGCCUGCCAUGCACGCUAAAGGGCGUGAGGACUUAGAAGAUAGAAUGGCGAGGGAGUCCAUCGUCUUCAUGAGAAAGUUACGGGUCAGCGCAGACGACAGGUUGUCGCACCUUACCAGCGUGGUCAAGAGGUGGGUAGAGGAGAUGAAGAGCACGCAUCUUUAA
This is a messenger RNA of Guillardia theta CCMP2712, 1311 nucleotides long. RefSeq lists its product as hypothetical. The record is from RefSeq and is a predicted model, not a curated record. Bases 1 to 1311 code for a protein of 436 amino acids. Gene Ontology annotation, biological process: regulation of DNA-templated transcription. NCBI's taxonomy places the organism in Eukaryota, Cryptophyceae, Pyrenomonadales, Geminigeraceae. The transcript has 2 exons. Gene Ontology annotation, molecular function: zinc ion binding; DNA-binding transcription factor activity, RNA polymerase II-specific.